UGGCACAUUAUAACAUUCAGUCAAUUUCAGUGUGUAAGGUGUGUCAUAGUUACUCAUCGUUGAGUGAUAGUAAUAUUAUCCUAUAUAGUAUAUUAUUCACUGAACGAGCAGUGCUUGUAUCCGUAUCUUGAGUUAGAAACUAAAUUUCAUGAUGUCUGGGGACCACAAGGCAGUUAUUAAGGGAGCUCCAAGUGAAUAUGUGAAGCUGAAUGUGGGUGGAUCCCUUCAUUAUACUACCAUUGGAACACUAACCAAACAUGACAGUAUGCUUCGGGCAAUGUUCAGUGGAAGAAUGGAAGUCCUUACUGACUCAGAAGGAUGGAUCCUAAUUGAUCGCUGUGGAAAACACUUUGGAACCAUUUUAAAUUUCUUACGAGAUGGCUCAGUUUCUCUACCGGAAUCUCAGCGAGAACUAAAAGAACUUCUUGCUGAAGCCAAAUAUUAUCUGAUUACUGAACUAGUUGAGAGCUGUGAAGCUGCCCUACAGCGCUAUGAGCGGUCCAUAGAACCUAUCUGUCGAGUUCCACUCACUACAUCUGAGAGAGAAGAACAGCUUCUCAUCAGCAGCAGUACCAAACCUGCAGUCAAAUUGCUCAUCAACCGCCAUAACAACAAAUAUUCCUACACAAGUACCUCUGAUGAUAACCUUUUGAAAAACCUUGAGUUGUUUGAUAAAUUGUCUCUGAGGUUCAGUCAGCGGGUUUUGUUCAUCAAGAAUGUUAUUGGCAGUAACGAGAUCUGUCAGUGGUCAUUUUAUGGGCAUGGGCGAAGAGUAGCGGAAGUGUGUUGUACCUCUAUAGUGUAUGCUACAGACAAAAAGCACACAAAGGUUGAAUUUCAUGAGGCACGCAUUUAUGAGGAAACUUUAAAUAUCCUGCUUUAUGAGAACAGGACAGGGCCAGAUGCGGAAUUGAUGCAGGCCACCAGUACUCGUGGAGCUGUUGCAAUGGCUUCAUACACGAGUGAUGAUGAAGAUGACCGCCGUGGAGGGAGUAGUCUGACACGUGAAGGAAGAGAGUCUUCUCAUAUUGGAAGGAUACGAAGCACUAAAUAAUAUUCCAAAAAGUUUUGUAAAACAUAAAUCUUUGAUUUAAAACUGACAGGCUUAGAUUCAGCCUCUUUGGAAUUUGUUUGCAAGCUGAUGACAAAAGUGUCCAUGAGAGUGAGAAUUACAACCAUGUCUUGUGAGAAUGGGCCAAAGAUUUGAUCUUUAUUUUCAUAGUUUCAAUAUAUGUAUAGAUUUUCUUCACAUAUUUAUGCUUUUCCUGUCUUUGGUUUGUUGACGCUUUGAUUCCUUUUAGCAGCCUCGUAAAUUUCAACAGAAAUCUGUCAAUGUUUUUAAUUAAUAAUCAAAUAAUAUUACAGACUUUAUUAUGGUAAGCAUAUCUGUUUCUAAGUGAUUUUCUUGUAUUUAAUAAGUAGUAUACUCUGAAUUAAUUAUCAGUCUUAUUUGUUUAGCCACCAGAAACUGUUAUACUCAUAUUUUGUACAUAAAAAAGGAAUAAAUAAGUUAAUAGGACAUUGUUUGUAUUCUAACAAUUGUAGGCAUGUAUUGUAAAUGUUAUAACAAAUGGUCAUUCUAAAAAGAUGUAUUUAAAAAAGUACAUGAAAUUAAAAAUUGUUUAUCAGUAA
Messenger RNA from Limulus polyphemus (Atlantic horseshoe crab), 1632 nucleotides. RefSeq names its product BTB/POZ domain-containing adapter for CUL3-mediated RhoA degradation protein 3-like. The transcript is spliced from 6 exons. Gene Ontology annotation, biological process: protein homooligomerization. Gene Ontology annotation, molecular function: protein binding. The record is from RefSeq and is a predicted model, not a curated record. Bases 149 to 1054 code for a protein of 301 amino acids. NCBI's taxonomy places the organism in Eukaryota, Metazoa, Arthropoda, Merostomata, Xiphosura, Limulidae.